AUGGACGGAAAUAAAAGACCUAGUAAACCUACAUCUCAAGAAAAAAAAUUAAAACAAAAUAAUGACAAACCAGAAACCAUUGAUGAUACCAUAAUACCAAUAAAGGAAUUAACUUUAUAUUCUGUCAACUGGUGUAUUCUUGGUAAAGUUGUUAAUAAAACACAACUCAAAACUUUUGAAAAUUCCCGAAAUGCAGGUAAAUAUUUUUCAUUUGUUAUGGCUGAUAAUACAAGUGAAAUAAAGAUAACAGCUUUUGGCGAUCAAUGUGAUAAAUAUUUUGAUCAAAUCAUGGAACAAAAAAAUUAUAAAAUAAAAUAUGGAACGAUCAAGGAUACCAAUAAGACUUAUUCAACAAUUAAUCAUGAUUACGAAAUUAACAUAAACUCAAGUACAGUAAUUGUUGAAUCGCCCGAAAAUAUAACUAUUGUCGAAACGAAUUUAGCUAAAUUAAAUUCAAUUCCUGACCAUCAAAUAGGAACAAUAGUGGAUGUGAUUGGUAUUAUUAAAUAUUGUGAAGACGCUAAUACAAUAACUACAAAAGACAAUAAAACUAAAACAAAACGUGAUAUUACAAUUAUGGAUGAUACUGCAACUUCAAUUACAAUAACUCUAUGGGAAGCUGAAGCAAACAAUUAUAAUCCAAUUCCAAGUAACAUAAUAAUGGCCCGAAAGCUACGAAUAAUAUCCUAUCAAGGAUUGAAAUUAUCAACAACCGCAGCAACAACAAUAACAAUUAACCCACAAAUACCUGAAAGUGAUCAAUUGCGAAAUUGGUAUCAACAACAUAAUACAAACGAACCAAUUCAAUUAAGUUCGGCUUUAUACCAACACUCAUAUUUGUAUAAAAUAAAUUAUGAGGAAAUAACAAAACUUGCUAACUUAACACUAACAACAAAUGUGAUCGCAACAAUUACAGCAAUUUUACAAUCAACAUUCUACAAUGCUUGCCCAAAUACAAUUUGCAAAAAAAAGGUUGAGAAACCAUAUUGUGAAAAUUGUAAAGCAAACAUAAUCAUGCAAAGGAAAAUGGUAUUGACAAUGAAACUAACCGAUGCAACAUGUUCAAUAUAUGUUAAAGUAUUCGAUGAAGAGAUUCAAAAAUUAUUGCAUAUCAAUGCAAAUGAUUUGGAGCAAUUAUCUUUAAAUGAUAAAAACAAAUAUAAUUUAAAAAUAAAUACAAUCAUACUAACAAAAUGGAGCUUCAAAAUUAAAUCAACUAUAAAUACAUACAAUGAAACGACAUCAAUCUCAAACAAGAUAAUCUCAUUGGAUGAAAUUACAUCACCUACUUACAUCCACAAUUUGAAACAUCAAAUCGAUACUCUAACUAAAUUGACUAAAUAA
Panonychus citri (citrus red mite) is the source of this 1344-nucleotide messenger RNA. Its product is annotated as replication protein A 70 kDa DNA-binding subunit-like. The record is from RefSeq and is a predicted model, not a curated record. The transcript is spliced from 2 exons. NCBI's taxonomy places the organism in Eukaryota, Metazoa, Arthropoda, Arachnida, Trombidiformes, Tetranychidae. Bases 1 to 1344 code for a protein of 447 amino acids. Gene Ontology annotation, cellular component: nucleus. Gene Ontology annotation, biological process: DNA repair; DNA recombination; DNA replication. Gene Ontology annotation, molecular function: DNA binding.